UCCUAUAGAAAUUUGACUUUUAAGAGAGGUGAUUGAAAUCACUGAUAGCCGCCAUUUUGUCUCCAAGAGGAAACCCCGCAUAAUCGAAACAAUAUCAUUUCGCAAAUUGAAACACCGUCAAAAGCAAUAAAAUAUCUGUUUGAACUUUAAGAAGGGUUGAUUUAUAUAGAUAUAUUCAAAUUUAACUAAUAGAGACAAUAUAUUUGCCAGUUUUUUGUCGCCGAAUGCAUGUCGAAAAUUGAGUCGGACUUUUGUAUCAUGCUAUCGAUUCUAAAAAAUCCUUGGUGAACGGCCCGCCGGUCAUUUUAAAUCCAUACCAAUGGAAUAUAAAUAGAACUAGAUUAGAGUGUAAUAAUAUUUUCUUCAAUUACUCUUAUGCCAAAUAAUUGAAUACAUUUUCCCAUACUAGCACGUAACACAACCAAACGUGCCCGUCUGAACAUUGAAACUUACAAUAGAAUAUAUUUCUCUGUCUGACUUUUACGCGAUUGAGCUCGAUUGCAAACGACGGUACUUCGUACACGAGCGAGUUAAGUUUAUUAGAUAUUUAAAGGAAAAUCCAAUGGAUACUUGUGUUAUUUGCAAUGAAGAGGGAGAUGGUCUCGUGCAUUGUAAAGACGUAGAGUCGUGGACGAGACUGCAUCGUGCGGCAGUCAUUAGACAACAUCAAACAAUUUUAGCAUUGUCAACAGGUGAGAGCGAAUUUCCAGAAUCACCAGUAAAAUAUCACGUCUCUUGUAGAAAAGCAUUUGUAAACCAGAAAACCUUACAAUCCAUGACAAGGGAAACUGUACAAAGUAGCGAAUCAAGCGACCAACGUAGAAGUAGCAAUCGCAAUAAGCAAGCAUCAAGUAGUAGCAAGUCGGCAGUACUUCCAGACGUUUGCCUAUUUUGUAAGAAAGACAAGUACAAAUCAGGGACAAAAACGCGAGAAAAAUUACGCGGAGUACAAGAAUUUAGAGCGGAUAAUACAAUAAGAGAAAGCGCAUUACAGCACAUAAAAAGACAUACUAACAUGAGUUCCGUUGCUGCUGAGAUUUAUAGUAUAUGUUCAAAGGACUUGAUAAGCAGUGAAGCGCGAUAUCAUUCGUCGUGUUACAAUUCAUUUGUACGCGUAAUAUACGAGCCUGAUGCCACUUCCGAAAGCUCAGCUAACACUACUGAAAACAAAAACGGGAUAGAUAAAGCAUACAAUGCAGUGUAUUCUUUCUGUGAAAAUUUUAUUGCCAACCCAAGAGUGAUUGAGUUUAAAGAAAUAAGAAAAGUACUUGCAGACGAGGCAGAGAGGAUAGGGGUAACAGUGACGGAGUCCCACUAUAAAAACCUGUUGCGUAUGGUAUCAAAUAAAUUUCAAGAGCUGGAAUUUAUCAAUUAUCAACAGAAUAAGGUACUUGUGUAUCCAAUAACGUUAGAGACAGCAAACUUAGCAGUUGAAAACUAUGCACUUAAAACUGAAUUAAAUGCACUACUUAAUCAAACGUCUUUGGAUGAUGAUACUAAAGCCAUGAUUAAUGCAGCGAAAAUUCUCAAUAAAAAGAUAAAAGCUCAUCCCAUUCAAAUGCCAUGGCCCCCUGAAGAAAAAGAUCUUAAUGCCAAUAAGGUGUCGGAUUAUAUCCCUGAGCUACUGGAUACCUUUUGUACCAUCCUCAUGUCUGGCCAAUCCAUGGACGCUGACAAAAGUAAGUCUGAACGCACUGUUCGCCUUAAGAAUUCAUUAGCACAAGAUAUUGUCUACUCGGUCUCCAACGGAGCAAUCAAAACGCCAAAAAGUGUCCUUUUACCAGCGGUGAUAAAGGCUCUGUGUAACAACACAGAAGUAGUUAAGCUUGUCAAUAAGUGUGGUCAUGGCAUAGGGUACAAUCUCAUUGAAGAAAUUGAUACGGAAUUUGCACUUAGAGUAAUCAAUGAACAAACUUUAAGCCGUGUGCUUAUACCAAAGGAAUGUAUUCAACCAGACAAUCCACCAGUUGCACUCAUGAUAGCAGACAACAUUGAUAACUUAGAAUGCACGGUCAGCGGAGCGGGUACGUCUCACCGAGUGAAUUCUAUUCUUACUCUAAAAAGAAAGCCUCCAGACAAUCCAAACGUUGACACUGAGGAAUCUGAACAACCUCAGCCUAAACGGAAAUGUAAGCGUUCUUUAGAAGCAGAUGUAGUCAUAAAGGAGAUUCCCGACUACUAUGGCGGUGCGCGUGUUGGCCCUGGGGUCCUUUCGCAUGUACAAUAUCUCGGUAUUAGAUCGUCUUACAGAGAGAAGGUAAAGAGACUUCACAUGAAAUACCUCGUUUGGAUAGAGGUAAGAAAGCUACGAACACAUCCGCUGCUUCUUGUUCCCGGCUGGACGGGUUUCUUUAUCAAGACCAGAGACAACAUUGUCAUCAUUCAGAGCACAAUUGGAUACCUUGACACAUUAGAUUCCCCUGCUACCGACCUUAAAACCGCUUACGAAGUCCUUCGCCGAGGAUGUGAAAUCAAAGAAAGACUCAACUUGAAGGGCGUGGCUUGUGUAUUUGAUCAGGCAUUCUACGCAAAAGGAAUGGAGAUAUUCUGGAAGAACAAAGCACAGUUUGAAGGCUUAGUAAUGAUGAUGGGCGGAUUUCAUUUACUAAUGACGAUAAUGGCCAUAAUAGGAGCCCGCUUUGGCGACGCUGGUCUCAAAGAUGUUGCUGUGCAAAGUGAAGUUGUAGCCGAGGGCUCGAUAGAUAGUGUUCUAAAUGGCAAACAUUAUAACCGUGCUAUACGCCUUCACAAGAUUAUGUACGAGGCCACAAGUCAACUACUCAUACAAGAAUUUGAGCAUACGUUAUCCGAGAAUGACAUGGAAAUUGUACGUGAGCGUAAGCUGCAGCUGGAACAACUCAAGCUUAACCUUUGUUAUGAUGAGCUGGAAAAAGUCCUCAACAUCCCGCAAGUACAGCAAUGGGAAAAUCUAUUCCAGAAAUAUGUAGACGACCUAAAGCAAAAUGGCAGUGAUAUGGCAAAAUUCUGGCUGUCAUACUUAGAACUUUGCGAGCUGCUUCUAGAUCUCAUCUUUGCUACAAGAACAGGCAACUGGGAAAUGUAUCUCGCUUGCAUUGAGGCUGUUAUUCCCUGGACUUUUGCCUAUGACAGGCAAAACUACUCGAGAUAUCUACUGCCAUUCUUGAAUGACAUGCGCUCUUUGCCAACAGCCAUGCCCGAGGUGUAUGAUGCCUUUGUCGCCGGCCACUUCAGUGUGCAGAUGUCCAAAAACAACCCUUUUGGCCAGAAUGAAGCCGAUAAAACAAUUGAGAAUACCAUUAAUCGAGACUGCAAGACUGCAGGGGGGUACAUUGGCUUCAGUACGAAUUUUGCCGCAACACAAAGAUGGGUUCUAAACAACUCUAGGCGCAGUUCAUACAUGCGCAUUCUUCGUGAACAUUUAUCGCUCGAGUCUAGUGAAAACAAGCCACACAAAGAACUUGCGCCAACGCGAAUAAGAUCAGAUAUGGAAGCAGUUAGAAGCGUGGUAAACGUACUCGAGAAUGUCUUAUGUAGUCCAUGGAGUAGAGAGGCUCAAAGUCUAACUAGUCUCUCUACAGGGCUAGCAGCUACUGACGACGUCAGAGAUGACCUUUUAAAGGCCAAUGCUAAGGGGAAGGCUGCCUGCAAAGAGUUUAUCAAAGAGAGAUGUUCAUCCACUUCCACUCUUGGAUUCUUCGAUCCACUCAAGAAGCUUAAGCUUAAGUCCUUCAAAGACCUAAAGGCUGUGGCCAAGAUCCGCAUAAAAGAUGCUGUGCUACCUAUCCGCCUAGAUCGGGACGUCUUUGCAAGGAUGGCGCUGAUAAGCCAGUUUAGAAAGAUCGACAUGCGAUUGGUAUUUUCGUAUCCCCUUGGUCCAUUGCCCUGGGCGCUAGCAGAUCCAUAUGGAAUGCCACGGAAGACAAACAAAGCGAAACUAGCGCAGCAAUUGGAGAAGCAAGUUGAACUCACCGAUAGCUACCCACGUGAUGCUACGAGUAUCUAUGAUGGCAUGGCUGAGUUACAGAGUUUUAAGCCACCGUCAGGAGCUACGUUUGCUGUUGUAGCUGAUAAGCUCUUCACAGUUUUAACGAGCACGCCAAGCAAGAGAAUUGACGUUGUUUUUGACGUGUACAAGGACGUAUCCAUAAAGAAUGUAGAAAGAGCGAAACGUAAAACUGGAUCGGAUGGGAUCGUUUACCAGAAUAUUUUGCCCGGUUUCCAAGUAAAGGACUGGAGCAAAAUCCUGAGCGUCUCCGCUAACAAGGCGGAAAUUGUUCGUUUUCUAGUGGGACAGUGGAAAGAGAUGCACUUCCGGAACAGGCUACAUGGCAAAACUCUUUUUGUUACUGAAGGAGAAGAUUGCUGGAAAAUAACAUCGACAACGGCAAGUCUCGUACCAGAACUGAAGAGUAAUCACGAAGAGGCCGACACACGUAUGGUAUUACAUGCCCAUCACGCAGGAGGCAAGUGCGUCAUCCACGCAGACGACACAGAUGUCCUCGUACUUCUUGUUGGUCAUGCCCACGACCUUGGUAGCUGUUUUUUGAAAAAAGGGAAGGCGGCAAAACGGAGAAUCGUUGGAGUCUCAGAAAUGGUCAAUCGACUAGGAAGACAAGCAGCAGAUGAUAUUACAACCCGAGAAGCUUGCGAAGCUCUCGUUGGAAUACAUGCACUUACUGGAUGCGACACAGUAUCGGCCUUCGCUUCAAAAGGCAAAUGGCGUCCAGUACAGCUGGCGCUCAAGCACAAGGCCUAUGUCAACGCAAUGAAAGACAUCGGAAAGGAAUGGAGCUUAAGUGAGACGACAUUCAAAGCAACUGAAGAGUUUGUCUGUCACUUAUACGGCAAAAAGGCCAAAAGUGUAGAUUCGUUACGAUAUGAGCUACAUUGCGCAAAAGGUGGUAAGAUUGAGCCAGAGGCACUACCCCCAUGCCAAUCAUCGCUAAGGCUCCAUGUUUCCCGUGCAAACUACCAGGCAGCUGUGUGGAAAAGAGCUACAGAAGCGUGUCCCGACACACCCUCACCUCAUGGGCAUGGUUGGAAUGUAAACACAUCCACCAUAGAAUUUGUAUGGUUGGGAUCUCGGCCCGCACCUGAAGAAGUACUAGAGCUUUUAUCCUGCACCUGUAAACGAAAGUGUACAGACGAUUCAUGCUGCUGCAUUAAAGCUGGAUUAAAAUGCACCGAGAUGUGUUCCCUUAAGUGCAACAACAUGGCUGACGAAGAAGAUGAAAGAGAGAUGACAGAGAGCAAUGAAAGUGAAGACGAGGAUGUUGAUGACGUCGAAUAGAAAAGUUCUACAAGGUAAACCUUGUUAGACAUCUAGUUAGUUAAAUAUAUCGGGCUAGCAUUUAGUAAGCUAGCUAUAUAGAGAGUGGUUUCAAUUAAUCCGUGAAAUAGUUAGUAGACUAAUACGCACUAUGUAACCCCAUUUCUAUUGUUUUCUUUUGACUAUAUCAAACUAUUACGCACUGAAUAUAAGAUUUUGUUUCACGGAUUAAUUGAAACCACUCUAUCACGUUGAAAGUGACUGAGUAUAACAAGUAAAGUUAGAUGAACUCGAUUUUCCUUUAUAUAUAUACGUACAUAACAGUGACAGUUUUUCGAGGGAAAC
This is a messenger RNA of Exaiptasia diaphana, 5596 nucleotides long. RefSeq lists its product as uncharacterized. Bases 563 to 5272 code for a protein of 1569 amino acids. The record is from RefSeq and is a predicted model, not a curated record. NCBI's taxonomy places the organism in Eukaryota, Metazoa, Cnidaria, Anthozoa, Actiniaria, Aiptasiidae. The transcript has a single exon.